Messenger RNA from Ambispora leptoticha, 1512 nucleotides. The record is from the annotation of a GenBank genome assembly. NCBI's taxonomy places the organism in Eukaryota, Fungi, Glomeromycota, Glomeromycetes, Archaeosporales, Ambisporaceae.
AUGGAUUACCGUGUCAGAGGUAACGAGGCAGUAAAACGUGGUGACUACUUAACCGCCUAUCACGAAUACAACAAAGGACUCAUCGAAUCCCCCAAAGAUCCAACACUAUGGUGCAACAGAGCCUACGUAUUUCUCAAACUAGGAUAUCCAGAACUAACAUUAAUGGACACCAAACGUGUCUCAAAUAUCCUCGCUGCCGAAAUCAAUUUUUCUUCCGCUCAAUCGGACACACACCAAAUCCUCGGUUUUAAAGCAGCUUAUCGUCAAGGUGAAGCAUAUACACAGCUAAAACUCUACAAGCUCGCAAUAAAUAAGUACAACGGAUUACUAAUGUCGCUAUCGAUGAAUUUGUUGAACGAGAACGUGCAAGUGGAUCGAGUUUCGUUGGAGACUAAACGUGAUUUCUGUGUGGAGCAGGACAAAAAACUGUCGACCGAAUUUAAGAAUUAUCAGAAAUUUGGCGGGGAUGCGGGUGAGUUUCAAUUCAAUGUGGGUUAUAUGUGGGAUACGCGGCCAGCGAGUCGUGGAGCCGAGACUACGCGUCAGACGUUACACAAAAUUGUGAAAUCGAUCUCGUUUAAAGAGCUGAAACUUGAUCGCAUCGAUUUUCAAGAAUCGGAACACGAAUCGAGUUCAAUCGGGAAUGGCACUAACAAUAAUGGUGACGGAAAAAAGGAUAACGAAAGGUCACAGAUUCAAUUCGGUGUUUUCUCGGAAUCAUUUAUCGAAGCUGGCGAGAUAAUUUUCCAAGAAGACAGUUUUCUUUGUGCCCACAACCACUUCACCUCACGCUGUGAUUACUGUAAUCGCCCACUCCCACCCGAACAAGAAAUAAUCACAUGCGACAAUGAUUUAUGCCAAGAAAUAUUUUGCAGUACACAAUGCUACAGUUUAGCUCUCGCGAAGUACCAUGGUCAACUAUGUGGUAAAGACAUAGGAAACAUUCUUCAAGGUACACGAAAAGGAAUGUCGAAUAGUACUCUGGCAUAUCUCUUAGUUCUCAAAGUAUUCGCCGUAGCAAAAACACGGUCUGUUCACCCACUCGAUAUUUCUGAAAUGACGCAUCUUCUACGUUACCAACUACCAUCGGAACUAGGGCUUUCAUUCAACGCAAACUGGACACAAAUAUACCAAGAAACACUUGAUAUCUUAGGAAUUUCCGUGUAUGACCUGCAAUUUGAUUUCUGGGUGUACGUGACGUGUUUGACGACUUUAGGAUGUAAUAUAUUUGGAGGUAAGGACAAACACGGGAGACCCGAUACCGCGUCGCUGUUUCCGCAUUUAGCUACCUUUAUAAAUCAUAGUUGUGAUCCGAAUGUUGAACACAAAAACGGAGUAGUUGAUUCAUGCUUUUGGAGUCGUCAUGUGUUUAGGGCGAGGAAGUGUAUCCAGGCUGGUGAACAAAUUUUUAUUUCAUAUGUAAAUACGAAUUUUUGUAAGAAGGAUCGAACAGCGAAUCUUGCCUACUACGGGUUUAAAUGUAGUUGUCAGCGAUGUAAAGAUGAACUUUAG